GAUGAUCCCAGUGUUGUGUCAGGAUGAAGAGAGUGUAAUUACAGUAUGCCAAGAGGAAGAUAAUGACCUCAGAGUGGACUGCCUUCUGGAGCCCAGACCCAACUACCACACAGACUAUGAGUUCUCCAUGUCCAAAGGCCAAAAGGAGAUCAUCAUAAACACCAACAUCUCUGGAAUCAUGCCUGAACCCAAGUUCAGGCAUAACACAUUUGUGACAGAGCUUGAACCAUACGGAUUCAGGCUGACCAUUAUGAGCUUUGCCAUCUCUGAGAAUACAACUUUCAUUUGUAAAGUAACCAAGAUCCAGAAGACUCUGUUUGUUGAAUUAGACAGCGUUGAGCCCUGCUCUGCCAUCAGUGUGUUUCUGCUGGGUUAUCCUUGGCUUAAUCUUCUGGUUCCUCUGUGCAUCAUACAGCUAUGGGAAGCCUUUUAAGAAACAGUCAGCUACGACAUCAUAUU
Messenger RNA from Sinocyclocheilus rhinocerous, 459 nucleotides. Its product is annotated as thy-1 membrane glycoprotein-like. Gene Ontology annotation, cellular component: external side of plasma membrane; membrane raft; focal adhesion. The coding region runs from base 2 to 433 and encodes 143 amino acids. Gene Ontology annotation, biological process: cell adhesion; positive regulation of focal adhesion assembly; integrin-mediated signaling pathway. NCBI's taxonomy places the organism in Eukaryota, Metazoa, Chordata, Actinopteri, Cypriniformes, Cyprinidae. The record is from RefSeq and is a predicted model, not a curated record. Gene Ontology annotation, molecular function: integrin binding; GTPase activator activity. The transcript has 2 exons.